Messenger RNA from Helianthus annuus (common sunflower), 730 nucleotides. Its product is annotated as protein terminal ear1 homolog. NCBI's taxonomy places the organism in Eukaryota, Viridiplantae, Streptophyta, Magnoliopsida, Asterales, Asteraceae. The transcript is spliced from 4 exons. Gene Ontology annotation, molecular function: RNA binding. The record is from RefSeq and is a predicted model, not a curated record. The coding region runs from base 1 to 570 and encodes 189 amino acids.
AUGAAGUGGGUUCCGGUGGAUAACAAAGUUCUAGGGUUAGGGUUUGAAGAAACCAGAUGGAAGAACAGUCGUCGAGGGUUUCACAAGCUUCUGCCUUUAGAACCACAAACCACAUCUUUGAUGAUCAAAAAUGUUCCAAAUAGAUAUACUCGGAAGUUACUGGUCCAGACUCUUGAUAAUCAUUGUAAACUUGAGAACAGGAAGCUCGGUGGUAACAAGUCUGCUUAUGAUUUUGUUUACCUGCCGAUUGAUUUCAAGCGCCGAAGGAACGCUGGGUUUGCGUUUGUGAACUUCACAAACCCUGAGGCGGCGUUUAGGUUUCGCGAUGCGUUUCAUGGCAGACAUUGGAAUCUGUUUGAGAGUUCGAAGGUUGCUGAGAUUACAAGAGCAAGGAUUCAGGGUAAGGCAGCUUUGAUUAAUAACUGCAAAGGUAUGGAUUUUAGCUAUGGUUCGGAGGAAGACAUGCCGGUGUGGUUUGCACCGGCGAGAGAUGGAUCAGAUGAUCAGGUUAGGUCCAAAAUGUUUGUGGUGGGGAAGUUUUCUUGGGCUAAAAUGAAAUUUGGGAAUUAGGUCAUCACACGUGUGUGUGUGUGUAUGUUGUUUAGUAUGUGCAAAUAGUAGGGUGGUGGAUUUGAGCACCUGAACCAGGGGCGCAGGGUGUUGUGGUCCACCACUUGAUUGUGUGUUUGUUGGUCAAAUGAUAAUAUGAGAUUUGGUGUUUAACAUAGAC